GGUGCUAUGGUCAGUGUUCCCUGAUCGUUUCACAAUAUCUUAUCGUGUCUGUACGCUUCAUUAGAAACCCCGGGCAGUUUCCAUGUUAUUUCAGAGGUGUGUUCAGUGGCUGCCUGCGAGAGGGCUGACAGCGACAAUGUUACAACAAUCUCCAUGGUGACCGGGGCUUUGCUACAACACUGGAAGGAGUAAUUUAGGGCAGGGGUUAUGUGUUACUCAGAGCAAACCAAACAUUGGGGACCAGAUGCUUUCUUCUCCAUUGAGUGUUGCUUUUGUUUUGUUUCAAAAUUGAGUAAAAUCCAAAUUAUAUCCCAUCACCAUUCCGGAAAUGUUUUUAUCUUAAGACCCAAGAAAUCGCUUUCUCUUUCUUCCCGGUAUUUUGUUUUGUCAAGUUAAUGGCCUGCUGCAAAUAAAUCUCUUAUAUGGGGUGAGCACGUUGGACUGCGUUAGUUUCAUUGGUGUAGCGCCCGAUGAAGACGAGCCUGGAGCAACCUGUAGUCCGUUCCAGGUCCGGGAGAAUACCUGAAGCUCGACACUUCUGCACCCCCAUAACGGAUCAUGGCGAAGCGGCAAGUGGAGAGUCACACGAUGUCUGGUGUAGUGACAAGUCACUCGAUCUUUGCAGGAAAGAUGUAACGUGCCUCAGGUGUGACAUGCCAAGAUAUAUCGAGCAUCUGUAUCUGGAGGGCAACCUGCUUCAGGAGUUGCCAGGUGAAUUGUUUGAGCAUCUGCCACAGCUGGUGUGGUUGGACUUGAGAAAAAAUAGACUGCAGAAGCUACCUGCGAGAAUUGGAACUCACAGAUGUCUUAGAACACUUUUGUUGGAGACAAACCCUCUCAUAGAGUUACCACUUGAACUAGGAAAUGUAUUAUCCCUUAAAGCACUUAAUCUGAGGAAUUGUCCACUGCAGUUUCCACCUUUGGAUAUAGUACAUUUAGGCACCCAAAUUAUUCUUUCAUUUCUCCGACAGCAGGCUGCUCAGUUUGUUUCUGAAAAUCAAAAUCAAGAAACAGAUCCAAUUCAUCCCAUUAAAAUGGUAAAGCAGCCCCUUAAGAUAAUAACGAUAAAAGAUUCACUGGAGAAUUGCUCUGUAAAGCAGAGUGAAGAAAAGCUUCAAAAAGCAAUAGAACCUCUAAUGACAGUGCAGGGCUGUACAUUUUGUUGCAAGCCACUACCCAAGCCUGUGCUCUGCGGCAAAACGAAUAUGAACAGAAAUAAUUUUUCACAAAGACACAGCAAUGACAGAAAGCAAGACUUUGAAAUAAAAGCAAAGAUCAAGGGUCAAAACGGCACUUUACAACAGAGGAGAAAAGUUGCAGGAAAAAUGUUUCCAGUCCUACCUAAAUUAGUGGAAGACCAAAAUUAUCCACAGAAAAUACAAAGGAAGAAGAAAGAAUUGAAGAAUCCGAAUAUACAGCGUGAUAAGGAAGAAUUUGAGCAACUACCAUUGCAAAAGAAUGAAGACAAAUUGAAGUCUGAUAUGGAAGAAAAUAUUCAGAAAAACCCUGACGAAGAAAAAGUAAAAGAACCGAAGAUUUCUAGGAGGCAAGAUUUUGAACUGAAACUGCAACAUCGUAUCCAACAGCAUCAGCAGCUACGAAAGAAGAGAAAACGGGCAAAAAAAGCAGUCUCACUUGAGGAUGCAAGUGCUGAAGUUGAGAAUUUGAGGAAAGCACUGUCGAGGUUGAAAAUGGAAAGGCAGAGUCCCAUGGAGUAUCGACUGUGUGCUUUCAUUGGAGAAUAUCAGUCUUGAUUAUCUUGUCCUGUUUCUUCCUCACAAAGUGCUAUGAUGUUUUGAAAAGCAAAUGUUGUAGUCUAUGGAUGAUUAUCUGAGAUCAAGUUUCAUCUCUAUAAAGGUCAAAAAUUCAAUGUUUUACCAGUCAAAUCCAUUAAAAAGAGAUUUUUUUCACAGUCUUAUAUUUACUAUUCCUGUUCAGAUUCAUAUAUGGGUUGUUAAAAGCAUAUAUAAAAGUUGAAUGUGGUUUUUCUCUAGGAGUUUGUUGCCAGUGUCUUAAUUUGCACCAGGUCCUCAUUCCCCUACUGUUCUUGCUGUCCCUGAUGUACAUUGGCCUCCAGCCAAGCAACAUCUUGAUUCCAAAAUUCUCAUCCUUGUUUUCAAAUCCCUUCAUGGUCUGCCCCACUCUCCACCUAUUUAAUCCCCUCCAGCUCCACACCCCUCUUCAGAUCUCAGCGCUCUUUCUAGUCUGUCAUGCAUCCCUGAGUUUAAUUAUUCCACUGUCAGUGCCCUCAAUCAUUUAGAUACCAAGCUUUGGAAUGCUCUCCUUACAUUUCUGUACCUCGUUUUUCUUUAAAACAAUCCACAAACCUUACCUCUGACCAAUCUUUCAGUCAUUUGCCACAGUAAUGCCCAUGUCUUCACUGUCAUUUAGUUUUGUAAAUGCUCCAAUUAAAUUCUUGGUGUUGUAGAAGAUAAUGGUUGUGAAAGAGCUUUCGUUGAAGUUGUAUUAAGUUUCAUCCAAUCUAAUGAUGUCACACGGUUUUUAAUGAAGAAAAGUCAGUCUACUGCAAGGUAAGGGACACAGUUGUGCCAUUUCUGGCUCUUGAUGGGCAUUGUUUCAAAGACUAACUAAUUAAUGUAACUUGCCCUUAUUGCUACCAUACAAUAAAC
Molecule: messenger RNA, 2630 nt
Organism: Stegostoma tigrinum
Lineage: Eukaryota; Metazoa; Chordata; Chondrichthyes; Orectolobiformes; Stegostomatidae
Product: leucine-rich repeat-containing protein 27-like
Exons: 10
Coding region: 471-1754 (427 amino acids)
Molecular function (GO): protein binding
Source: RefSeq, a predicted model, not a curated record